AUGGCUAAAAAGCAAGGAAAGGGAAAGAGCAACAACAACAACAAUAAUAAAAACUCGCAAAACGGGGUCAAGAAGAAUGGCAAUAAUAAAAACAGCAACAACAACACCAACAAUAAAGACAUAACCUGCAACCACUGCCACAAAAAAGGGCACAAGGAAGCAGACUGCCGAUCCAAACCCGGCAACACCACCACCAACAACAACCAAGGCAAAGGUAUAUCCCGCCCCUGCACAACCUGCAAAGGCCGCCAUCUCGAUAAAGACUGCAAUGCCAAAUCCGGACUGGGACCCGAUGGGAAAGCACUGAAGUGUAAACACUGCAACGGACCACACUACAACAACCAAUGCUGGGAAAAGACCUCGGAGGAUUUCACAAACAAGAGCACUGCCACCCAACCCCAAGGACACCACGGACAGCAAUAUAGCCCCAACAUCUCGCAACCGUUGACGAUGAGUGGACUGGUCCUACGACCAUGUCGCUACUGCGGCGGCGAACACCUCGGAGACCACUGUCCACAUAAAACCGUCCUCGACGCACAACACGAUUUCCGCGACCAAAGCCAGUCGACGUACAGCUACCCAUCCAGCAACCACUUCUCCGCCACCUCGGAGCCUAAUCAAGAAUGGCACACCGCAGCGAGCACGCACAUCCAGCCCGCCUGGGGCUUCAUCAAGAACCCAGUCACAUCACGAAAAUGGGAAGACGACGAUACAUCACGGUACACACGGCACCCGCACGACCUAGUGCCCGCACACCACACGCACCUCGCGGAUUCGUAUCUAGCGUAUAGCCAUCAGAGUGGACAUCCUGCGUUCCGAGAACGGUAUCCGGCGAGAGAAAGGUAUGAUGAUGAACAGGAUGUGAUUAUGGAGGAUGUGGAUGCGGACCCGGACUAUGGGUUUACCGAUCAGCAGAAGAUGGAGCAUUUCCAGCAGGGGAUUAGGGAUGCUACGUGGGAGGCUGUGAAUUUGCGGAGACGGUUGUCGGAGAUGAGGAGGGGGGGCAUUGUGGAUGGGGAGUAUAAACCUAUGUUUGGGUACUAG
This is a messenger RNA of Hymenoscyphus albidus, 1044 nucleotides long. The record is from the annotation of a GenBank genome assembly. Lineage: Eukaryota; Fungi; Ascomycota; Leotiomycetes; Helotiales; Helotiaceae.